CAGAAUUUUCUAGGCAUUAGGGAUGUAGGGAAUAUUAGGAACAAAUUAUUCAAACCCAAAGACUCAAACUAGAAGCACUAAAAUCAAUUUCUAUCUCAACUAAGGAGAGUAUUUGUAUCACAUAACUGAUACAUGCCAUUCAAAUGACUUCAUUCUGGCACAAACCAACAAUUAAUCAAGUAAAGCCCAGAAAGCAAAAGACUCUUUGAACUCUAUCUCGUCAAAAACUCGGAUAUGGAAGCCCCUCCAAAAUGAAUGGACGUAAAACUAAUUGGAAAAAUCUCUUGAAAAAUUUGGUAAGAUGUUUCCUGAUGAAGAAGCAGACUUACAGCUUAAAGCAAUGAAAGCAUGGACACUUCAAAAUGAAUCUCAAAAUCAGCUUCAAAUCGUAGGCGUCCAAAAAUUGUUGUCCUCACUAGAAGUGCCAACAUAGGAUAAGUACUGAGGAUCAUGUUGACUUGCAGAAGAAGACAAAAACGUAUACCAGUGAAUUUCAAAGAAGCGAAAGCUAAAGCAUAAAGGUGAACAAAAAAAAACCUCUGCUCUGAAGAAGUGGAUUCCAUUAAUUAUGAUGACAGGCAUUUCAGAAUUUCAAAUUGUUAAAAGUAGGAUUUGGAUGUCUGUAUGCUGCAAUUGUAACAGAAAAACAUUAUAUUUGGUAGCCUAUGGAAACAAUGUUGACAGGGGGUUUCUCAUAUUUUUAUCACUUCAAUUCUUUAUGGCGUUCGUAAGGUGUUAUGUGGCAAUAAGAGCUAAAGCUACUAGUUUCUUUAAGAUCUAGUAUGCAUGUAUCAUAAAUGCUAACCAAUUCUUCAAGUAAACUAACUAAGACAGAUGCACCAUAAGCUCUUUCAAUUGUUUAAGAUCUUGGCAUAAGCUGGUUGUGAUGCCUGGUUUGUGCUGCUGUCAUUUACUUAUGUCUGAUACUCCCCACCUUCCCAUUAGUUAUCAGACGAAUGAAAACCUUGGUGCAAGACCCCCUGGCAGUCCUGCUAUGACUGUCAACAAGAGUGUAAAAUACCUCGUGUGCCAAGGAAACCCUUUUCAGUCAGCAAGACUGUAUGAGGUAUUGGAUGUUUACACUGGACGAAAUGGUUUGCUCAGCCAUGGUAAUACUCUUGGACCGUGGUUGUUCAUAGAUUCAUCAACAAUUGACCCUCAAACGUCAAGAAAGCUCUCUGCCACCAUAGCUGAUUGUUCUCUGAAAAGGAAAAGAGAUGGUUUUGAGGUUCCGGCCAUGUUGGAUGCUCCUGUAUCCGGAGGUGUUCUUGCUGCUCAAGCUGGAACACUUACUUUCAUGGUGGGUGGCUUGGAGGAAGCUUAUGUGGCUGCAAAACCCUUAUUUCUCUCAAUGGGGAAAAGCACAAUUUAUUGUGGUGGAGCAGGAAAUGGUUCAGCAGCAAAGAUCUGUAACAAUUUGGCAAUGGCUGUCAGUAUGCUUGGUGUAUCAGAGGCCCUUGCUUUAGGUCAGAAAUUGGGUAUUGCUGCCAGUACUCUGACCAAGAUAUUCAAUUCUUCAAGUGCUCGCUGUUGGAGUAGUGAUACUUACAAUCCAGUGCCUGGAGUGAUGGAUGGGGUGCCUGCUUCAAGGAACUAUGAUGGUGGGUUUGCAUCAAAGUUGAUGGCUAAAGAUCUAAAUCUUGCUGCAGAAUCAGCCAAAGAAGUAGGUUUGGAAUUUCCACUGACAUCUCAAGCAGAAAAGAUAUUCACUCAGCUUUGCAAUGAUGGGCAUGGAAUGAAGGACUUCUCAUGCGUCUUCCGCCACUAUUACCCUGGAAACGAUGAGCUAUAGUUUCGUUAUCUGAAAGAAAAUUUCAUAUCCUACAACAUCUUUUAUCCAGAUUCAGAUCCCAGUAUUUUUCACAAACUCAAUCUAAUACUUACCUGCAGUGUAUGGCCAUGAUUAAACAUGAUCAAGGACAUCUUAAGUGUGGCAACACUUGUUUACAUCUCCUUUCCUGUAUGAGCAGCUAGUGUAGUUUACUUGCAAUCGUGCUUGAAUGAGUUUUCACAUAUAGUACAGCUUUCUUCUGCAC
Messenger RNA from Coffea eugenioides, 2036 nucleotides. Its product is annotated as probable 3-hydroxyisobutyrate dehydrogenase, mitochondrial. NCBI's taxonomy places the organism in Eukaryota, Viridiplantae, Streptophyta, Magnoliopsida, Gentianales, Rubiaceae. The transcript is spliced from 8 exons. The coding region runs from base 887 to 1792 and encodes 301 amino acids. Gene Ontology annotation, biological process: L-valine catabolic process. The record is from RefSeq and is a predicted model, not a curated record. Gene Ontology annotation, molecular function: 3-hydroxyisobutyrate dehydrogenase activity; NADP binding; NAD binding.